Messenger RNA from Vollenhovia emeryi, 2193 nucleotides. RefSeq lists its product as uncharacterized. The coding region runs from base 1 to 2193 and encodes 730 amino acids. The transcript is spliced from 8 exons. The record is from RefSeq and is a predicted model, not a curated record. Gene Ontology annotation, molecular function: nucleic acid binding; zinc ion binding. Lineage: Eukaryota; Metazoa; Arthropoda; Insecta; Hymenoptera; Formicidae.
AUGCGUUCGAGGCUUAGCCGGCACAGAGGGUACCCCACAGCUCGCGGACCCCAGCCGAUGAUCGGCAGCCCGACCCAAAUCAGCGCAGAGUGCGCAGCUGGGUCGAGCGGUACGACACCCCGCAGAGAGGUGAUCGUUGCCGCCGCACCGAUAACAUCGGCCGCGGCUGUCGCGGACCUCUAUGAGGAGGCCCCACAUGAGGGUCCUCCUCAUGCGGAGGCCCGAGAUGCCCAGCUCGGUCAAGGUGAAAUUGGCCUUGCACAAGUGUUGAGUAGCGAGUAUGUCCCGCCUGAGCAGAAAACUUUAAGUUCCACUAAAGGAAGGGGAAGAAGUCAAAGAUUUCAUGACAGCUCUUCGGAAGUAAGCAUCAAUUGUAAUUUCGAAAAAUAUCUGCCUACAGCUUUACGAAAUGAACUUGUUUUCGGCUUGUCAUGUAAAAGAACACAAGCAAGACUUUUGGAAAUACAAGACUUAAAUCUGGAUAAAGCAUUGAAGAUAGCAACGACAAUGGAAUUGUCAGAAAAAGGGACGUUGGAACUCCAGGGAGAUUCAGCUAGCAUCAACAUAGCAGCGGUGAAGAAAUCCCCGAAGUACAAGAAGAAUCCUAAGAAACAAGAAGCAGCAGGGAGUUCAGCAUGCGGAAAAGGGCAUUUGGCAUCCAAAUGUACCUUAAAUCAAAAUGUACGAUGCAACGCUUGUGGGAAGGCAAGCCAUCUGGAACGGGUGUGUUUCCAAGCAAAACAAUCUACAAACCUCCUUGAGGAAGUCUUGAAUCUCAGUGGGGACCAAAAUAAGGCCCGAGCAAAAAUUAAAACGACUCUUGAGAAAGAGAUUGAGUCACUGGGUCGUGUAAAAGUAAAUGUGAAAAGUAGAGAUAAGCAAAUAUCAUUAGAUUUAUUUUUGACGCCGGGUGAGCGUAAACCGCUAUUGGGGCGGGAAUGGAUUUACAGAUUACAGAAUAUGCCUAAAAUUGCAGAAGUUUAUAAAAAAUGCGUUUCAAUAAAUACGAUUGAAAGUACAAUAGAUUCACAAGUUGCAUUACUCAGUAAGGAUUACGAAGCAAAUUUAGAUCCGAAAAGCUUAAAGAACAAAGGUUUACAUGCGGAACUGAAUUUGAAGGAAGGCAAGAUUAACGUCUCUAGAUGGGCAACCCCCAUCGUUCCCGUAUUAAAGAAAAAUAAUCAAGUUAGAAUUUGCGGAGACUUUAGUGUGAUGUUGAAUCCAAACUUAAUUGUAGACGAACUUCCAUUGCCGACAACAAAUGAGCUAUUUACUUCAAUGGAAGGAUGUACAAUUUUCUCAAAGAUCGACCUUCAAAACGCAUAUUUACAACUCGAAGUUAGUAAAGAAGAUUGUGAAUUAUUAACGUUAAAUACCCAUAGAGGAUUGUACAAAUGUAAAAGACUCAUGUACGGAAUCGCGAGCGCGCCGGCAAUUUGGCAAAGAACCAUCGAAAUGAUUUUACAUGAUAUACCAGGCGUAGUGGUGUAUCUAGAUGACAUCCGAAUUGGCAGUAAGAGCAAGCAGGAACAUUGGCAAAAGCUAAAGGAGGUGUCAAGACGAUUACAGAAGCAUAAUGUAAAGAUCAACUUUAGUAAAAGUGAAUUUGCGAAAGAUCGGAUGCAGUAUUAUAGACAAAAACGGUGUACACAAAUAUUCCGAAAAGAUGGAGGCAAUUCGCCAAAUGAGAAGACCACAAAACGUUACAGAAUUGCGAAAUCGGCGGUGCAUGCAAAUGCGGAUUGUUUGUCGAGACUUCCUCUGCCUAGUAGUGAAGGAGAUACACAGGAUGCUAUUGACGCGUUAUUAAUCGAUGUGGUGGAUUCAUUUCCAAUUGAAGCAAAGAUUAUAAAAGAGGAAACUCAGAAAGAUACGGAUCGUAGAAAACUCAUAGUAAACGGGGUACUGAUGAGGAGACACCGAGUAGUAAUACCUACCAAAUUGCGUAAUAAGAUAUUACUAGAGUUGCAUAUGGGACACUUUGGUAUGACCAAAAUGAAGGGCUUAGCGGGAAGUUAUCUUUGGUGGUCUGGUCUGGAUCAAGAUAUUGAAAAUAUCGUUAAAAACUGCGCAAAUUGCAACAUGUGUAAAAACUCUUCGGAAAAAGUAGUUCAUUGCUGGGAAGAGGCUACGGAACCAUUCCAAAGAGUACAUGUGGGUCAUUCCAUAUCAGAUUUACAACCAAAAUUUUGA